Molecule: messenger RNA, 366 nt
Organism: Pocillopora meandrina
Lineage: Eukaryota; Metazoa; Cnidaria; Anthozoa; Scleractinia; Pocilloporidae
Source: the annotation of a GenBank genome assembly
AUUUUCAUCGCCGCCUUUACGACCACUCAAGCCCGCUUGAAAUUAUACCGUUAUCUAGAUCCCUUGCGAGAUCACGUCCUCUACUAUGACAUAGAUUCUGUCAUCUUCUCAUGUAAACCUGGCCAAACCACGAUCACAUUAGGCGAUUAUCUUGGUGAUAUGACCAGUGAAUUGAACGAGGAUGAUUACAUAACUGACUUUGUAUCGGGUAGUGCCAAAAAUUACGGAUAUCUCACCAAACAAGGCAAGUCUUGCUGUAAAGUACGUCGAUUUACUCUGAAUUAUCAUGGAAGUCGGUACCUGAAUUACGAAGCUAUGAAACAAAACGUCUUGGAGGAAAUCACAGAUCCUUUGGAUGAGGAAUGA